Messenger RNA from Patiria miniata (bat star), 1699 nucleotides. Its product is annotated as aldo-keto reductase IolS-like. Lineage: Eukaryota; Metazoa; Echinodermata; Asteroidea; Valvatida; Asterinidae. Gene Ontology annotation, molecular function: oxidoreductase activity. The record is from RefSeq and is a predicted model, not a curated record. Bases 95 to 1111 code for a protein of 338 amino acids. The transcript is spliced from 9 exons.
ACGACUACUGAGCAAGAAAUGGUAAGGAAACCUGACUAAUGUGCAUUCAGGCCAACACUGGAGCAGACGAACACGUCAACACAGGGUUUUCAUUAUGGAGAGGGUAGCACUAGCCGGCAGUGAUUUGAUGGUAUCACCGAUAUGCAUCGGCACCUGGCAGUUCAAUGGCGGCAAAGCAGAUGAAACUUGGCCAGCACAGGAUGAAACAGUUUCCAAGGCAAUAGUGGAUAAAGCCAUCGAGCUUGGCGUCAACUUCUUUGACACAGCUGAGGCUUAUGGUCUUCAUGAGUCGGAGAGGGUUCUCUCUCGAUGUCUUGCUGGAUGCAGACAGGAUGUCAUCAUUGCAUCCAAGUUUGGACGGCAUGAAGGGGGAAAGGUUAAGGAGUACGCUGCAACUGAUAUUGAACAGGCCCUCACAGCUAGUCUUCAAGCAUUGCAGACGGAUUACAUAGACAUUUAUCAGAUCCACUGGUCCGUGAAUAUGAGGGAUGUUCAUGAAACGGUGGCAGAGUUGAACCGACAGAAAUCUCUUGGUCGUAUCAGACAGUAUGGAAUCUGCAACUUUGGCUCAUCGAGUAUUGAAGAGUUCUUUGCUACCGGUGGCAAGCCUUGUUCAUUACAGGUUCCCUACAGCCUUUUGUGGCGAGCUAUUGAAUACAAUAUUCUGCCAACCAUCCGACAGCACGGCCUAUCGGUCCUUGCCUACUCACCACUACAACAAGGUCUACUGACAGGGAGGUUCCAUAAUGCAUCAGAGGUGCCGGAGGGACGUAGGAGGACUCGUCAUUUCAGCUCGGAUAGUACCAACCUGUCGAGACAUGAACAGAAAGGAGCAGAGGAAGAAACAUUCAAGGCAAUAAAUGACAUUCGUGAUUUGUGUAACAAGGAGAACAUCCCGAUGUCAUCGGCUGCCCUCUCCUGGAUCUUGUCACAAGAGGGCGCUGCUUCAGUCGUCGUUGGCUGUAGGACACCUCAACAGCUGGAGGACAACUGUAAACUCAUAAAACUGUCGCAGAGUGUUGUGAAGAGACUUUCGGAUUGCACAGCUGAACUGAAGGAAAAACUCGGUGACAACCCGGACAUGUGGGCCAAAACGUCUAGAUAUAAAUAAAAAAUAAAGACAUGCCACGCCAAUUCCAGUAAAGAAAAGGAAUUUGCCUUCUUCCUUGCUCGGAUUAUUAAAUCUGAUUAUCGCUUGCCAAUUAUAUUUGCCCCAUGUACUAGCUAUCCCUGUGCCUUCUCAAGAAGAGUAAGUGUUCCUGUUUUUUUUAAAGAACAAUAUCGAGCAUAGAUAAUCAGAAAUAUAAACAUUCAGCUUAAAAAAGUGAGUAACAAAACAGUCAUUUUCGUGUAUUUUGUUGGUCUGUAAGAGAGAGAGGGAGUUAUGUUAAUUUCCAUUUGUUACUUCUGUAUGACAUGGUAGAAUUGUCAUCAAUUGUAAUCUGCAGAAGUUGAAAAAAGGGAAAUAUAAGUGAAGUACAACUAAAAGCGGCUGCUUAAUUUUGUUUAUGUCUUUUAAAAACCUAGCUAGCAGUACAUAGAUUUAAAACUUUAUACUUAAAUUCUAAUAUAUUUUUCAAACAUCAUAUUAAAUUCUAAAUAGUGAAGUGAAUGAUUCUAUCAUAUUUUUAAGAAAAAAAAACUAUUCCAAAAUGUGAUGCAUGUCAUUAAACUUAUGUUUGUUACCUUUACAACUUGA